Tachysurus fulvidraco (yellow catfish) is the source of this 1896-nucleotide messenger RNA. It is a transcript of the gene tspan13a, whose product is annotated as tetraspanin 13a. The record is from RefSeq and is a predicted model, not a curated record. Gene Ontology annotation, cellular component: membrane. The transcript is spliced from 6 exons. Lineage: Eukaryota; Metazoa; Chordata; Actinopteri; Siluriformes; Bagridae. Bases 136 to 747 code for a protein of 203 amino acids.
UACAGUUGAGGAAGUGACCAAUCAGCACGCUUCACAUGCGCAGGUGUAGCUUACCUUUCACUCCUCUCCGCUCUCCUUGUACUUUAAGGGAAAACAUCAGGAGCUCAACGAGAAUAACAGGAAUAAACACUUGAAAUGGCGUGUGGCGGAUUUGUUUGUUCGAAAUAUACUCUUUGUGCGUUGAACAUUCUUUAUAUGUUGGUGAGUUUGCUGUUAAUAGCAGGGGCAGCCUGGGGAAAAUGGGUGGAUCUGGUCUCCAGCUUUCGUGUGAUUGCUGCCAUCAUUGCAGUGGGUGUCUUUCUCUUCUUUGUAGCAAUGAUGGGUCUGUGUGGAGCUUUAAAGCAUCAUCAAGUCCUCUUGUUCUUUUACAUGUUCGUUCUGUUCCUGGUGUUUAUUGUGCAGUUUUCAGUGUCAUGUGCAAGCCUGGCUAUCAAUAAGGAACAACAGAAAUUACUCCUGGAGAUCGCCUGGAAUAAGUCUGAGGCCUUGCAAAAAGACCUGGAGAUAUCACUGGACUGUUGUGAUUUUUCCACUGUUGACUACAACAUAUCAUGUGAAGCUACAUGUCACAGUGCUAAGAACUGCGAGGCUUGUUCGGUAAAAAUUCAGACGUAUGCCGAUGAUGUACUGCACUUUGUGGGAGGAACUAGUUUGUUCUUCAGUUUCACUGAGAUUGUGGGUGUUUGGCUAACGUACAGAUUCAGGAAUCUAAAAGACCCUCGUUUAAAUCCUCGUGCGUUCCUUUAGCGUUCUUGUUUUCAGUUUAUACACCAUAGUUUAAAUAAGUACAGAGAAAAAUUUAACUGAAAAAUAUUUUCAGUCAUAUCAAAGCAUAUCAGUGAAUUUGGUUUAGAUCAUUUGGCUAUAAACAUUUACAAACCUAAUUACACAUUUGGAAAUAUGUGUUAGUACAAAUGAAAAAAAUAAUGUUGUAAACAUAGACACACUGUACAAAGCUGAUGAUCCAUUAGAUAUAAAAAGGAGGUGUUAAACUGGACUAACUUGAUAAACCAGUGACACAUCAUCCUAAUAGUAAGCAAUAAUAAAGGUGUAGUAAUAAAAGACUAAGACUUCUCUUUGUAAAGACUAAAACUCAGCAUUUUAUUUCUUUGUAAACUAAAACCAAAUGGAUUAACACAUUCUUAUGCAGAGGUUUUGCUUCUCUUUCUGUUGCAAUAAUUGAAAGAAGAAACUGCUCAUUACCUUCACUGAGCGUUUACUGGGCUGAGUUAACACAGGUAUUUGACCUCAGCCCAAAGGCGCACCAUCGGUGGCCACGUGGUUGCACUCUGAACAGGACGUGAGCAGGAACUGCUACGUCAUUUAUUUGGAUAUGGCUGAGAUAACCAGAUAAAGACAGAUGAUUGCUGAACCUGCAUGCAGUGCUCUGUAUGAAGUAAUGUUCUUUGUAGGCAGAACUGAAGAAAUGACUAAUAGGCUGUGAGGAAAAAACUCACAAUUAAUUAGGAGUUGACGCAUGUACGCUGUCACCACUGCUGUCUAGGGUGUUAUAAUGUGUAUAAUAGUCAUUUUGGGGAGACUUUGUUGUUUACCUGUGCAGUAUUGGCCAUUCUGAACAUAGAAACCCCAAAAUGUUAAACACAAUGGAAUUGAAUAAUAAAUUUGUUAUGUCCCAUUUCUGAAUUAUAAUAAUUUUUAUAAAUGACUCUGACUACGUGGUGGCUCAGUGGUCAAGGUGCUGGGUUCCUGACCAGAAGGUCAGGGUUCGAGCCUCCAAGUUGCCACUGUUGGGCCCUUGAGCAUGGCCCUUAGCUAUAACUGCUUUAGGGGAACUGUUUUCAUGUCGGACACCAACUUCUAAAGUUGGGAUAUGUAAAGAAUGAAAUUCACUGUGCUGUAAUAUAUCUGUGACAAAAUAAAGGCUUCUCAUUAUUA